AUAUUGCAACACCCAAAGCACACAACACAAGCAAAACACACAAAGCUACCAAAACCAUGGCUCAAAUGAUGAUGGCAGCUGCUAAAGCUCAAGAUCAUAAACACACCUCGGUGAAGCUUCGGAACGAUUCGAAACACGAUGUAUCCCUAAUAAGCUACACGGUUUGGGAAGGAGAUCAGGAUACAAAAUUCCCCAGAAAAAUCGUGAAUAGAGAUGUUACUGAGGUUACUCACAAUGCAGGGCGUAAGAACGGUUCAGUCGCUGGUCUCGCAUAUGAAAUGAUGAACGAUGGCAAAAAGUGGGUUGUUACCUGGAGCAAUCCUAGAGGUGAAGACAGCACGGUGUACGUUGAUAUAGUGGAUGGGGAUAUUGAUUGGGAUCAAAUCAAGAAGGAUCUUGAUAACUUAGGGGAUUCGAGUUCUGAUGCUGUUAGGUUUGGAUACAGAGCUGGAAUGGUAGUUGAUGAUCCACAGGCCUGCUCGCCAAUCGUCACUGCUUAUAUUGAGCCUCGGACCUGAGAUGGCUCAUCACACUGUGUGGCUGUCCAACUUCAAUACCACUACUACUAAUAGGACAAUAAAUUAGACAGCCAUUAGAUAAGUACGUGUGUCUUCAGGUUGGGGCCUUUCAGAAUCAUAUUAUUGCCAUGCAUGCAUGGCUACUACUCUAUAUAUGGAUUAAAAUAAAACAGAAGGGCCUUUUUCUAGCUGUGUGUGCUUGUGCAGAGAGGGAAUUAAAUUCAUCCCCAGAGAAAUUAUAUCGUUA
Messenger RNA from Hibiscus syriacus, 765 nucleotides. RefSeq lists its product as uncharacterized. Lineage: Eukaryota; Viridiplantae; Streptophyta; Magnoliopsida; Malvales; Malvaceae. The record is from RefSeq and is a predicted model, not a curated record. The transcript has 2 exons. The coding region runs from base 57 to 518 and encodes 153 amino acids.